UUUUAUUAUAUUAUACAUAUUUUUAUUUUACUAUACACUUUAUUACUUAGUGUAAAACUGGAGUCACAGCGAAAGAAAAGAUUGUAUUGAAUUACAAAUUAGUGUAUUCAGAUAGAUUUCCGUCGUUUGUUUUCAGGCGGGUUACGGUAGUGUGAAUCACCUCAACACCAAAACAACGUGCAAAUAAAUCUUAUGACACAACGACAGACUUUCUAAUUGACCAUUAUGUUUUUAAACUUAUAAUUAUUUUGAUAGCUGGUUGUUUUGCAGCAUAAGGUCCAGUAGCGUUGUUAAAACAGCGGUGGUGUCAGUGUUUGAAUAUAUUCACGGGGCAUAAGUUAACGUGAUAUUUUAGUUUCACUUUUUGAUUUAAAGAAUGAACCGACCAUCCAGAAAUAAGAAAGCUGUAAACUACACAGACUUCCAAAACGAUGAUGAUGAGGAUUUUGCCUGUGUAAAACCUCCUCCCAAAAAAGCUCGAAUGGCCAUUAAAGACCCUGAUUCUGAGAGAAACCUCAAAACAUUGAGUGCCUCUCCAAAUGAAGUGGCUGAUUUCACCAGCUCAGGAAGCAGGCAGAGGAUGCCUCUGGAGGAAACAUUUUAUGAAAGAGAUUUGGAGACAGCUCUAUCAUUAUCAUUGCUGGACUCUUCAAGAACACAAGAUGGAGAGCCUACAACCAAAACAGCAGAUGAACAGGACAGAUCUCAGUGUUCACCACCUGUUCUAAUACACUGCAGCGCUGAGGGCAGCCUUUUAGUCAGUGAAUGUCAGCCUCGUCCAGAUUCUCCUCCAGUGCUGUCCAAUUGUAGCAUUGAUGGCAAAAGUUUAGGACUGAAUCUGAUCAGUGUAGAUGCCUCCCCUACCAGGGUUUCUAAACAGAAGGAAACCUCGGAGGAGCAGAGAAAACCACUGAAGGAUAAGAAGGACAACAGAGACGAUGAGGACUACCAGCUUCAGGACACACCAGAUUCAGAAAGUGACGCAGAUUUCACUGAAGAAGAUGAGAGCGAAGACGAGACAUUCACUGUGAAAACAAAAAAUAAGGUUGUGAAACAAAAGACAGAAAAGAAGGCAUCAGCAGAUGCAAAGAAUAAGACCAAAAAGAAAGACGAAAAGGCAACAAAAGCCUCAAAAGCCAAAGGCUCAGCUCCCAGCCCAGCGACCUGUCGGAGUCCUGCUGCUCCUGUGUCUGGACUGAAGAAGGCGCCUACUGCUCCGCUUCUCUCUAAACCUGCAGUCUGCUCCAGUCCUGCAGGGGCCAGACUGACUAAGUGGAAUCCCCCUGGUCUGCUUGGCCGGAGUCCCGGUGCGUCUCAGAAUGCACAUGUGAAGUCUCCAGGACAGGGGCUGCGUUUAGGACUUUCCCGUAUGGCUCGAGUCAAAUCCCUUCACCCUAAUGCUGCUUCCAACUAAACAAACUUGUUUUAAAUUCGAAAGCUUUACAAUGGCUUUUGGGAACUCAUAGUGCAUGGGCCAGGGAAAAAUGUAAGAAGGAAUGGAUAUUUUUUACUGAAAUUUGUCCAGAAAAUGUAAGAGCUUUCAUCCAUCGCUUACAAUAAUAUGUAGCAAUAUUAAACAACUUUUUUGUUGUGCUUUAAAUAUUUUUAAUGUCUGUUUGUGCCAUGUUUUAGCUUUGUAAAUAUGCACUUUUUGAAAUAAAGAUAUGCUAAAUAUAAAAAAAAAUUAUAGGAAAACAAUUGUGAAGUAGUUACAUCCCGGGUGAGGAAAAUCAUUAAGUUUGUCCAAUACAAUAAACAUUAACUAGCAUUUUGGGUGAAAAGGAAAUCGUAAACACUAGUGAUCAGAACACAACAUAAGGGUUAAGCAAAGAUGUUUUGUAAACUAAUGAAAUAUGUACCACUUUGCAUUUAGGUCCUGAAAACAUCUCUUAUUUGGUACAAGUUAAUGUGUUGUAUCAAAGUCCCUUUCAAGGAUAGGAUGUGUUCCCUCAGCUGAUGCUCAAGAGAUGCCUCCCUCUAGUGAUUAAAAAGAAGUAUGUGUGGAGGAGAGGAGAAGAGAACAAGAGCAGCUUUUCUGGCCGCAGUUUUCUCGGGUGGAGCUUAGUUUUUGUAAAACUUCUUUUGAACGAUAUGUGUUGUGAAAAGACUAUGCAAAUAAAACUGAAAACCAGUUCACCAGCACUUCAUUUUCAGAGUGACUGUAAACAAGAAUCUUAUGUUAAAUGGCCUGUGUAACUUAUCAAAUAAAAAU
This is a messenger RNA of Carassius auratus (goldfish), 2212 nucleotides long. Its product is annotated as RAD51-associated protein 1-like. Lineage: Eukaryota; Metazoa; Chordata; Actinopteri; Cypriniformes; Cyprinidae. Gene Ontology annotation, molecular function: single-stranded DNA binding; double-stranded DNA binding. Gene Ontology annotation, biological process: double-strand break repair via homologous recombination; interstrand cross-link repair. The transcript is spliced from 10 exons. The record is from RefSeq and is a predicted model, not a curated record. The coding region runs from base 377 to 1414 and encodes 345 amino acids.